Molecule: messenger RNA, 1008 nt
Organism: Neospora caninum
Lineage: Eukaryota; Apicomplexa; Conoidasida; Eucoccidiorida; Sarcocystidae
Product: AMMECR1 family protein, related
Exons: 9
Coding region: 1-1008 (335 amino acids)
Source: RefSeq, a predicted model, not a curated record
AUGCAAAACCCAAAGGAGACAGUCUACUUUCCAGACAAGAUGUGCGUGUGCUCGAUGAGCGUAGCCUAUGCUGCUAGCGGCGGUGAAGAUGGGAGACAAACGGAGAGAAUGGCAGCGAAAUCUUCACCUACAGGCGAAACCGUGAUCAUGCCAAUCGAUGAAAGCAGUACUGCCGGUGGAGAGAUCCAGGACGAAGGUAUCUACGCAAAUGCUGGCGACUUAGCGGCGUUGCUGACUCCAAAUCGCAUGUUGGUAGAUCUUCAAAGGCUUUUGGAACAAAUGAGAUCCCUGUCCAUGGGGAUCCGACACAGACGACAUGCGAUGGGUGCGAGCCCGGGCUGCAAGGAUGUCGAUGUAACGACAGAUUUUGUUCGCUGGGCUUUCGAUAUCCUCAUCAGUGGCCUUCAGAAUCGUGCCGGAGAAGCAACUCGACUUCCCAGCGGAAUCGUACAAAUGCGUAGGAGAGGUCUUCGAUGCCCUGCGUUUGUCACCUGGUACCAAAGAGAUCCGGAGGUAUUCAACGGAUCUGAGGACGGUUACGAGCUGCGCGGAUGUAUUGGAACUUUGUCGGCUAUCCCUCCCGAGACGAUAGGGCAAUAUGCCUGGACUGCCGCACAGGAAGACUCACGCUUCCCUCCGGUCGAACUGGACGAGGUGUCUGCGCUGAAGGGCACCACGGCCAGGAACUACCUGGACUGGAUCCUUGGCAUGCACGGGCUGGCGGCGGAAUUCGACGUGAAUGGAAAACACUACUCGGGUGUCUUCCUACCGCAAGUUCUGUUGCAGUUCGAGACGAAAGAGAACAGCGUUGUUCAGUUGAUUCGCAAGGCGGAGUAUUUCGGUCCAAUUUCAAAAGAGCUCCUUGACUCAAUGCAGCUCACAAGAUUUCAGGGCACGCACAUAUCGCUCUCUUUCCCUGAGUACAAGGAAGAAUACGGAGUGAUAGGCCAGGCGUCACGCGUUCAAAAAGACAAAUUGAUGGAGAAGGAAGCAGAAAGUCUUCCGUAG